GUGUUGACACCGGUGGUACCAUAUUCUGCAAGUAUCUCGCAAACAGCACCUCUCUGAAUCUAUUAUUGCCAGCAUCCUGCUUGAUCGAUGUCAGACUUCUAUUAUUUGUCAUGAUGCAAACAACAGGGAUAGAGAAAACGAGUGACUACGAUGAGGAGCUUGUUUCUCGCGAUGACAUUUCGGAGCACUCGUCAUCAAAAGCUCUCUCCCCAGGUAUCUCGGAAAGUGCCCCUGGUGCGCAGAAUGAUCGGUUUGACCUAGAAAAUACGCUUGAAAACCUCCACGAAUGUAGCUGGGAGGUUCUUCAGGAGAAAUUUUCAACCGCAAUGGAGACGCAUGCCCAAGCCGAGCAGGAAUUACGGGACCAAACAGCUAAGCUGCUCGAGGUGUUUAUGACCUGGUCACAGGUUGCAGUGUCCUAUGACGAAGACCGAGCCUUUAAAAGGUUCAAGACACGUAUGCAGCAUGUGCAGAACUCUGAGACAAAGUUAGAAGAUAAGAAAAAGCAUUAUGCAAAUGUCGUUAAAGCAUUCGAAAGUGCCCUUGCUCUGCUCGAGGGCUGAACAGAGGAGCCAAAAUAUUCUACGCUACUCUUCUGCGGAUACAUGAUGUGCAAUCAGAAAUUUGGUGAUAUACGAUCUGUUGAACAUCCUGCGAUCACUGCCUGUCCUGCACAUCUCCAUCCUCGACGCUAUCUUCUCCUCUGCGGGCUAUUGGAGUAUACGCUUCUCUAGCUAAAGAUCGGAAUCGCUUAGAAGUGGAAUACGGCUUCUGAUCGGCGACAUUGAUCAGCUCUGACCUGGAGACUUCUUCACUGUCGUCUCACGCGAUCGAAACGUCGUCCCCUUUGCAAGCAGUCCAGGUCUGGAGUAGCUGCUCGAAGAUUUC
This is a messenger RNA of Paecilomyces variotii, 888 nucleotides long. RefSeq lists its product as hypothetical. Bases 111 to 563 code for a protein of 150 amino acids. NCBI's taxonomy places the organism in Eukaryota, Fungi, Ascomycota, Eurotiomycetes, Eurotiales, Thermoascaceae. The transcript is spliced from 4 exons. The record is from RefSeq and is a predicted model, not a curated record.